UGAUUGCACAAUGAUCCAUAGCAUAUCUGCUCUCUAUAUAAGGGCCGCUGGCCUGUGGUGAGUACAGCAGACUUCAGCAGACCAGUUGACUUCUUCCUGCCUAUCAUUCACUGUCAGCAGACACCUACCCACAAUGCCCACCUACAUCUCAGAGCUUGAUGUGUCCCUGAAUGUAGCGGAGGAGCAAAGGCUCAAAUCAAAAGGCUUCAACAAAAUCAAUGUCAAUCUGAACGAAGGAGCAGGAGGAAACAUCAUCUUUCUUUGGUACAAACAUGGCCCAGUAUCCAUCACCAGAGUUCAAGUUACAUUCAACUUCGAAUGAGUGUUGGGUUGAAGAAUGCAGGGUAUACAAAGAUCCCUAAAGAUCUCAACACUGGAACAACAGGUGAUCCCAUCUACCUUUGGUACCUCCAAGGGACCACGGCAUAUGAUGCUCCCAUAAUGGAGAUCGAUGUCACUAAACAAGCACCCGGUGAGGCCCAGAAGUUCAGCCAAGACUGGGAGAGACUGGCCUGUGAUCUGAACCGCGGGACAGGAGGGGACCGGAUCUACGCCUUUGUGAAGAGAGAGAAGCAAACCUACAUCUGUAAUGUCACUGCCACUGAUUCCUAUGCAUCAGACAUGCAGCUCUUUAACGAUGGCUACAUCCGUGUGGAUGAAGAUGCCAACAAAGGUUCAGGAGGAGCCCCUGUCUUCAUCUGGUACCGUCAGACCGACUCCCCCAAUGAUGCAGUCAAUUAUCUGCAAAUCUCAAUCAAUGACAGCCAGUAUACUUCCCUCCUUCAGCAGAAUUUUGUGCAAGUGAGUGUCAACCUGAACGAGUCAGCCGGAGGGAACCAGGUGUACCUGUGGUACAAGAAAGAGGGAUCCACCAAUCCUGUUAAGGCCAUGACCCUGCUUCUCAACCAAGAGGCUUUUGGAGAUUAUGAGCAGGCUGGUGUCACCGUUAUCAAGAGAAAUCUCAACGAGGGCACUACAGGAGGCAUUGAGUACCUGACUGUUCAUCAGUGAAAGUCUGAGAAAGCCUUCAUCAUGGUACACGGCUGAAAUGGGAAGCUCAGCAAUGUUGUUAAAUCAUUUUGGUAAUGCCUUCUGCUUUUUGUCUCUUUUACUUUUACUCUCUGAGUUUCUAAUACUUUUAGAAAGUAUCAAUGCUAUGUACGUUAAACUCUCAAAUAAAUCAAAUUUCAAAUGGUUGUUUGUCACGAACAAUGUUAAUGAAUGAUUGAAUAUUAAGGCUCAGUAUCACUUCUUUCUGCAUAUUUACUGCUUUUCAAUAAAGACAACUCUGCAUGUGAAA
Molecule: messenger RNA, 1300 nt
Organism: Eleginops maclovinus (Patagonian blennie)
Lineage: Eukaryota; Metazoa; Chordata; Actinopteri; Perciformes; Eleginopidae
Exons: 2
Coding region: 319-1011 (230 amino acids)
Source: RefSeq, a predicted model, not a curated record